GUACAUUGGGAUCGCUGGGGACUACUACGACGGUUGCACGGCAGACGAUUUUGAAUUCGCAAUUUUGUUUCAGUUUUCGGUUUCUCGCCUCUCGGUUUGGGGCUUCGGUGCUUCGGCUCUCCCAAGUAAAAUUCAUGUUAAUGAAUGUUAAUUUAUACAUUUGUAAGAAUCUAAAAUCUGUUUUUCCAUACACAACAAUUAUUGACUGCUGCUGCCGCGGCCACUGCUGUUGGCGCUGCUCCCCAAAUUUGAAUUUGGAAACAGUCGCGCCUGAAACGCCGCCGUGAACGCGCACACUGCUCCCUGCUCCCUGCUCUCUGCUCUCUAGAACAGUAGUUCCUUUCCUUUCCCCAACACCCCAAAUAAAAAAACAAAAAACAAAGAGCAAGCAGGGCAAUGGAUCCCGAGUUUGUGAACAAAUACAACCAGGUGCUGAGUCGCCUGAAGCUCAUCGAGAACUUCGAUGGCAGCGAUCCUGGGAAACUGCCGCCGUUCCUGCAGCGGAUCGAGGCCCUGAUGCCGGCCAUCAACAGCUUCGACGACUACUACAAGGCACAGCUGAUAGGACACAUCAAGAACAAGUGCACGGAUCGGGCACGGGAGGCGGUCUUCACCCGACAGAUGAGUGCCCCGGCGGCCAAUGGGAAUGGUAAUGGUCAUGCCAAUGGGCAUCUGCUGAAGGCCGAGUCCUGGCUGAAGCUGAAGGAUCAGCUGCUGUACAACUACGCGGAGCGGGAGUCCAGCUACUCGCUGAUCCACAAGAUCCGCAGCGCGGUGCUGGACUCGAACAUAGAGCUGUACUACCAGAAAAUGGCCAAGCUGAAGCAUCGACUGAUCAACCGGAAGCUCACCCACAACGACACCCUGUACGCGCUCGAGGACAUCGAACGGAUCACGCUGCAGGUGUUCCGCGACCACCUGCCCGAGCCCACCCACUCGAUGAUCCUGCGGCGCAACCCCAAGAGCAUGGAGGAGGCCUACCGCUACAUCGUGGAGGUGCAGCAGCAGUUCUACACCCAGAGCGGCUCCCUCGGGAGCGACCAGCAGGCGGCCACCUUCAGCACCAGCCACAAGCAGCACCACCACACAUACGGCGUCGGCAUGGGCGGCGUGGGCGUCAGCACCGUGGGACUGGGCGUGGGCAUGGGUGCAGUGGGUCUGGGCAUGGCCUCGGGCGGCUACGGCCGCCAGAUGUCGGACAAGGGCAACAACAGCCAGAAUGCCAGCUCCAAGAGCUACUACAACCAGGCGGCGCCAGCCGUGGGAGCGGGUAAGACGAGUCCCAUGUUCAAGAGCCUCGGAAAUCCCACAUUCAAAUCCAGCUUCAGCUACAACGGCAGCAGCAGCGGCAGCAUGUCCGGCGGCAUGGGCUACUCCAAUGCGAAGAAGGACGUGAAGGCCAACUAUCAGCAGCAGAAGAAUCAGAACCAGAACCAAAAGAGCUCCAUGAAGACCGCCAGCAUGGGUGGCGGCAGCAGCUGGCGGAAGUAGCAGCCUUACAAUCCAGAUCCCGUAUCUGGUUUACAGCUCAUGGGGGCCAAGGUGGGGCGAUGAUCGUGAUGCUGAUGAUGAUGGGCUAAUGAGCUAAGCCAAGCGCAUGAUCUAAUCUCUUGGGCAAGUGACUAAGCCAAGGCUGGGAGAUUGGAUGGAUGUCGAGUGCAUGCCUCAUGCUAAUUACCCCCCACCACCAACCCCAACCCCAAAGCACUGUGUCUAAUAGUUAGUUCAAUCGAUGAUGAUACGGAUGAUGUGGAUGAGGAUGUGAAUGUGAAUGUGGAUGCAAAUGACGACGAAUCGAUGCGAUGACCGUGCCGACAUGUUAAUUAUUAUCUCAUAAGACUCAAAGUGUACAUAGCCCCCACCCUACCCCACCCCACUCCACUCCCUCUCCCAUUUACCAUAACAAAACCCACCUACAACCCUUCAAAUAUUGUUUCUGUUUACCAAUAAAGUGUAAA
Drosophila obscura is the source of this 1958-nucleotide messenger RNA. RefSeq lists its product as uncharacterized. Bases 397 to 1491 code for a protein of 364 amino acids. Lineage: Eukaryota; Metazoa; Arthropoda; Insecta; Diptera; Drosophilidae. The record is from RefSeq and is a predicted model, not a curated record. The transcript has a single exon.